This is a messenger RNA of Salmo salar (Atlantic salmon), 5546 nucleotides long. Its product is annotated as ubiquitin carboxyl-terminal hydrolase 12. Gene Ontology annotation, molecular function: cysteine-type deubiquitinase activity. Gene Ontology annotation, biological process: protein deubiquitination. The record is from RefSeq and is a predicted model, not a curated record. Gene Ontology annotation, cellular component: nucleus; cytosol. NCBI's taxonomy places the organism in Eukaryota, Metazoa, Chordata, Actinopteri, Salmoniformes, Salmonidae.
UAUUUUGACGGUUUGCCUCUGUUCUUUGUGACCAUGCAGUGGUAGGCUAAACUACCAUUUUAGUUUGCUAUAAUUUAUUAUUUACGCGACGACCGGUCAAUUAUAAUCCAUCCGCUUUAAUCUGCGAGCCUCGUUGUCGCCUCCUAAUUGCUGAGGCCAGGAACGGGUCUGUGAGUAAACGGUGUAGUCUGGGGAGCAGUGCACCGUGCAUCAACCCGCCAGCGGCACUCCCUCAUCCCCAAACUGGACGGUGCAACGGCUCCCCGGAACUCACACAGCCGUAGCGGCUGGCAACGUCUUCAAAUUGGGUUUCGGUCCAAUAAUAUGGAAAAAGACGGAUGGAAAUACUGAUGACAGUCCGAAAGAUCGCCUCGAUUUGUACGAUGGGCGCCAAUGCCUCUGCUUUGGAGAAGGAGAUUGGACCAGAACAGUUUCCCGUUAAUGAACACUACUUUGGAUUGGUCAACUUUGGGAACACCUGCUACUGUAACUCUGUGCUGCAGGCUCUCUACUUCUGCCGUCCGUUCAGGGAGAAGGUCCUGGCCUACAAGGUCCAGCCCAGACGUAAAGAGUCACUGCUCACCUGUCUUUCUGACCUCUUCAACAGCAUCGCCACACAGAAGAAGAAGGUGGGAGUCAUCCCUCCCAAGAAGUUCAUCUCACGACUGAGGAAAGAAAAUGAGUUGUUUGACAACUACAUGCAACAGGAUGCCCAUGAGUUCCUCAACUACCUCCUCAACACUAUCGCUGACCUGCUGCAGGAGGAGGAGAAGAGCCAGGAGAGGCAGCAGAAUGGAAAACUGUUGCAGAACGGAGGAGGAGGAGUUGGGGGCAGCAGCGGGACGGGAGGAGGACCGGGUGAGGAGGGGGAGAAGACACAGCAGACCUGGGUCCACGAGAUCUUCCAGGGAACCCUAACAAACGAGACGCGCUGCCUCAACUGUGAAGCUGUGAGCAGUAAAGACGAAGACUUCCUGGACCUGUCUGUAGAUGUUGAGCAGAACACCUCCAUCACACACUGUCUCAGGGGUUUCAGCAACACAGAGACACUAUGUAGUGAAUACAAGUACUACUGUGAACAGUGUCGGAGUAAACAGGAAGCACAGAAAAGGAUGCGUGUGAAGAAGCUGCCUAUGAUCCUGGCCUUACAUCUGAAGAGGUUUAAAUACAUGGACCAGCUGCAGCGUUAUACCAAGCUGUCCUAUCGCGUCGUCUUCCCUCUGGAGCUCCGCCUCUUCAACACCUCAGGAGACGCCACCAACCCCGACCGCAUGUACGAUCUGGUCGCCGUGGUCGUCCACUGUGGAAGUGGUCCAAACCGUGGUCAUUACAUCACCAUAGUGAAGAGUCAUGGCUUCUGGCUCCUGUUUGAUGAUGACAUCGUAGAGAAAAUUGACGCCCAGGCGAUCGAGGAGUUCUACGGUCUAACGUCAGACAUUUCCAAGAACUCUGAGUCCGGUUACAUCCUGUUCUACCAGUCCCGGGACUGAACCAGCCAAUGGGAUUUGGACUCAGCAUAGGGAGGGGCUUGGGCUGCCACAGGCCCCGACCAGCCCACCAUCCGUUAUAAAUAUUCAGGCUUUACAGCAGAGCUUUGCACUGUGGAGCGCCAGGAGUAUGGAUGGAGGAUCUUCAGCAGACAGGAGCCAACGAUGGCCGAGCAACCCAUCAGUGUGACAGGAUAUGACUUCAUUGGAGAAGAAGAUCAGCGACCAGGGAUCGUUAUGCUUUGUCAUAGUCAAGAUCGUCCUGAUGGUCUCUCUCUAUGGUUUGAUGGUAGAUUAGAAAAUAUGUUGGCUUGGCUAGCUCGCCGCUUACAUAGCGUGUCGUCAUUACUGGUGUCCUUGUCAUACAUUGUGCCACUGCGGUGGUGUUAAACAGCAGUUUGGUUGGAUGAAAAGUAGAUCUGCCAUUUCCUGAAUGUUCUCCUUUUUCUUUGUUGUUGGUUUGGAGAGUGGGGUGGAGAGAAGAGUUUGGUCCCUUUUUGCAGCUCAGCAGGCCAGAUCUGAUUGUGUUAUAUUACGGUUUGGAUGCUAAAAACUGCACGUCUGUUUUUAAAGGGACACGUGUGCUCUCUAGCCCCCCCCUCCUCUGGCAACCACAGCAAACUACACCACACACACUACAAAACGCCUGGCAACCACAGCAAACUACACCACACACACUACAAAACGCCUGGCAACCACAGCAAACUACACCACACACACUACAAAACGCCUGGCAACCACAGCAAACUACACCACACACACUACAAAACGCCUGGCAACCACAGCAAACUACACCACACACACUACAAAACGCCUGGCAACCACAGCAAACUACACCACACACACUACAAAACGCCUGGCAACCACAGCAAACUACACCACACACACUACAAAACGCCUGGCAACCACAGCAAACUACACCACACACACUACAAAACGCCUGGCAACCACAGCAAACUACACCACACACACUACAAAACGCCUGCCAACCACAGCAAACUACACCACACACACUACAAAACGCCUGCCAACCACAGCAAACUACACCACACACUACAAAACGCCUGCCAAUCACAUAUGUAUGUUGUAUGUCUCCUAAUCAAGCAAGUUCCUCAUUGGUGUCAAUAGCAGUGUUUCAAAUGGCACCUUUAUCUAGUGCACUCCAAAUGUAGUGCACUAGAUAUGGAGUAGGUUCUCAUUUAGCUCCUCCACUUCCUGUCACCUGAUCUGAACCUUCCAAUCGGAGCCUGAUGUAGACAGACGUUUCUUUUCUCUUUUUUUUUUGAACGCACAAGUUAACCGAACAUAGCUGUUGUUUGGUAAUGUUAAAUAUGUGUUACACUGCCAGUUAGAGUAACUAACUUCACUCUUUAUAGGCUACGUCCCGAUAUCUAUACUAGCACACUGCUAAGUAUGCAUGCCCAAUAUAUUCUAAGUAGUGUGCUAGUGCAGAUUUUGGAACGGAACCGAUUUCUCUCAACAGAGAGCAAAAUGGAAUGUGGCCCACUAUUCAAAAAGCUUCUCAGAGUAGGAGUGCUGAUCUACAAUUGGUUUGGCCAUGUAGAUCAUAACCAAUCAGAUUCUUAUGGACAGGGACCUGAUCCUAGAUCAGGGGUUUUAUGAAUACAGGUCCUGAUCCAUAGCUCUGACAUGGGAGGUGUUUUAUAUAUUAUAUUAGCUAGGACUAGAGUGGGGGACAGGGACCUGAUCCUAGAUCAGGGGUUUUAUGAAUACAGAUCCAUAGCUCUGACAUGGGAGGUGUUUUAUUUAUUAUAUUAGCUAGGACUAGAGUGGGUCCUGUGUUAAGUUGAAUGUACAGUAAGGAACUGGCUGUUCAUUGGUUGGCCCAUACACAGGGCCUGGAGUUUUCACCUAUCCUGACCAGUACUAGUUAUAUAACUGCAUCCCAAAUGGCACCCUAUUCCCUACGUAGUGCACUUUUUUUUUUACUUUGGCUCGUAGGGUCUCAUAGGCGCAUUUGGAGUGUGGGAGAGUUAAACUAUCUACCUAGUAAACACUAGUACACUCCUCUAGCCUAUAGGCUACUAUCUACCUAGUAAACACUAGUACACUCCUCUAGCCUAUAGGCUACUAUCUACCUAGUAAACACUAGUACACUCCUCUAGCCUAUAGGCUACUAUCUACCUAGUAAACACUAGUACACUCCUCUAGCCUAUAUGGUUCACUCUCUCUGAGUCACAAAGGACACCCUAUUUCUCAUGUGUGUGUGUGUGUGUGUGUUAAACAGUGGUUUGACCCCUUUUUUUCUCUAUGGGUUAUUGCUGACAGUGCGAUUGACACACACACACACACACACACACACGGCCAACACACUUGGGUUGAUUUUUGUGUUUGGAGUAAGCGACCCACGGACACGCACACAGCAGGACACCGUACAGAAAAACAGCUUUCCGUAGUGUGUAUUCCAGCCUAGCUUAGAGGGACAUGAAAUGCAGCCUGAUGGUCCGUAAAUACUGUUUAGCUCUAGUAGCUUCAUAUGUUACCAACACACUACACUGGUCUGUAAUGAAUCCUGUUUUACUUCCUGGUUCUGUCUCAGUAGUCUAACGGGGCUUCUUCAUCUCCUCUCCAUCUGCAGUGAUGUAUAAACACUGGGUAGAGGACAGAAACUUUUGAUAUGCCUUUCCAGGUAGUUUCUUUCACAUCAAUGCAGAUGAAGGAAAGGAAACUAGAGGAGAGGACACCACGUUAGACUAUUGUGACUCAGCCCCUCCAUGUAUAAGAGGAGUUCGAAGGUCAUUUUAGCUGUUGGGUCUUUUUAGGUUCAGGUUGAAGUUGACCCCCAGGCACAGAUCUAGGAUCUGUGGAAUCUACCUUUACCAUUAAUCCUCAAAUUGACCAUUUAGGUUGGAAACUUCUCAAACAGAUCAGUCUGUAAAGGUGUUUUCAGCCGUUCUGUUUCUUUAAAUGUGCUGACACAUCCCGUGUCCCAAAUGACACCCCUAUUCCCUAUAUAGGGCACUGAUUUUGACCAGAGCCCUGUGCACCAGAUUGGGAUGCACCCAUACCACCGCACCUCCAUCAAAUGGAUGAGAUGGGAAGUGAUGUUAAACAAGGAUGGGGAACAACCUAUAUUAAAACUAGGGUCUUUUGUUUUUAUUUAAGUAUAAUUAUUUACGAAUGUUAUGUUGACCUUUUCCUAGAUGUGUCUUUAAAACAUAUAUGUAUAUUUGACUAAUUUAGUCCUACCAUUCUUGUGUAGGCAUAUGAGAUGAAUGUGGUUUGGAAUUAUUUGGGGGUAAUAUUUCAGAGAUGAUUCGUUACCAAUGGCAACCUAUUCCCUAUUUAGUGCACUACUUUUGACCAUGUUUUCCCAUAGGGCUCUGGUCAAAAGUAGUUCACUAUAUAGGGAAUAAGGUGCUGUUUGGAACACAAAUAUUUACAAAUGUGUAAAUAAGAUAUUAUUGGGGUAUAAUUCAUUGCUUGAAAUAGAGGUCCAUGCAUUAACGUGAUCGGUAAUGUUAAAUUUGGGUCUAGCGUUUUUCUUGACCUCGUGACCUAACCAGGAAAAACUCUGGACCCUAGUAAUAGCUUCUAACUAAUAUCUAGGGCCCAAGUUUAGGGAAAAACUCCCUGGUCCUACAAAUAUUACCUGGCCAAUAUUAAAGCACUCCCUCGCCAAACUAAAUAUUUUAUUUUAUAAAUAGUCAUGACGCAAAGCCGAUAUGCUCUGUUUGUAGAAUCUUCUUCUUUUGAAUGACUUUGCAGGGUUAUUUUAUCUUUCUAACCGAACUAUAUUAAAAAGAGUGGGGUCAAUUCCAUUUCAACUAAACUUGACAUGGGAGACUCGUUGAUGGAUGUCCACUUCACUUAUUUAAUUAGCCAUUGAACCGGAUUCUGCUCUUCUGUACAAGGUGAUUUAAAUGGAAGUACACGUUGAGAAAGUGAGCCGUGUGUAUUGGGGUGCAGAGAGGUCUCGGCCCUGAUGCAGUGAAGCUUGGUAUGGUAACAAAACAAAGCACUCCAAUAAAUAAACUACUGGUGUUAGAUGGGGAGGGAAAAAAUAAAUCAAAGUGCGUUGUCAUUUUUUUCCCCUCA